CUUGCCCUCACUCUCACUAUUCUUUCCCCACUCUCUCUGCGCUCUUCUCCAUUUUCGCGGCUGCUCUCUGAAACCACAACAAUUUUUUUCUGAUUACAUAAUUCCUUCUUCUGAACUGCAAUUUAUUUAGUUAUAAACACUAAAAUUGAAGAUGAUGAAGGACAAGUGGAAUGCGCCGCCGGGUUUCAGAUCGACUAAAUCGGCUCCAACAUCCCCAGCCAAGCCUCUCGGGAUUUCAAGAACUCGAUAUGAGUCCUUUCACGUUGCCUACAAAGUCCCAGUUGGUGACACUCCCUAUGUCCGAGCCAAAAAUGUUCAAUUAGUCGAUAAAGAUCCAGAGAGAGCAAUACCGCUGUUUUGGGCAGCAAUUAAUGCAGGAGAUAGAGUGGAUAGUGCUCUGAAAGAUAUGGCCAUUGUGAUGAAGCAGCAAAAUAGGGCUGAAGAAGCCAUUGAAGCAAUUAAGUCUUUGCGCCAUCGCUGUUCAGAUCAAGCUCAAGAGUCCCUUGACAAUAUUUUAGUGGACCUUUACAAGAGAUGUGGAAGAUUGAAUGAUCAAGUAGCAUUGCUAAGGCACAAGUUGUAUCUAAUUCAGCAAGGAAUGGCUUUCAAUGGGAAGCGCACGAAGACUGCAAGAUCCCAGGGGAAAAAAUUUCAAGUGUCCGUGGAGCAAGAGGCCACCAGAUUGCUGGUACUAAUUCUGUCAAAUCGAAUUCCAAUUUUAUAUAUAUUUAUUCUUACGCUGAACGAAAUUGAAUUAUAACA
Molecule: messenger RNA, 762 nt
Organism: Olea europaea var. sylvestris
Lineage: Eukaryota; Viridiplantae; Streptophyta; Magnoliopsida; Lamiales; Oleaceae
Product: protein POLLENLESS 3-LIKE 2-like
Exons: 3
Coding region: 152-760 (202 amino acids)
Molecular function (GO): protein binding
Source: RefSeq, a predicted model, not a curated record